UUCCGGGGCCUCAAGGGAAGGGGCGCGCAUCCAAGCCCCGCCCCCGAGAAGGGGCGGAGCCACGGCCCCGGCCUUAUCCCAGCCGCUGCAGGAUACCAUGAAGCUGCUUCCAGUCUUGGAGCCUGGAGACAAGCCCAAGAAAGCGACAUGGUACACCUUGACCCCCCCUGGAGACAGCCCCUGUGCUCGGGUUGGCCACAGCUGCUCAUAUUUACCCCCAGUUGGUGAUGCAAAGAGAGGGAAGGUCUUCAUUGUUGGGGGAGCAGAUCCAAACAGGAGCUUCUCUGAUGUGCACACCAUGGAUCUGGGAACACACCAGUGGAAUUUAGCUACCUGGGAGGGCCUCUUACCUCGGUAUGAACAUGCCAGCUUCAUUCCUUCAUGCACACCUGACAGCAUUUGGGUGUUUGGAGGUGCCGAUCAAUCAGGAAAUCGAAAUUGUCUACAAGUCCUGCAUCCAGAAACCAGGACCUGGACCACGCCAGAGGUAACCAGCUCCCCGCCAUCCCCAAGAACAUUCCACACGUCCUCGGCAGCUAUUGGAAAUCAGCUGUUUGUCUUUGGGGGCGGAGAGAGAGGUUCCCACCCUGUGCAGGAUGUGAAGCUUCACGUAUUUGACGCAAGCACUCUGACCUGGUCACAGCCAGAGACAUUUGGAAAACCUCCGUCUCCCCGGCAUGGUCAUGUGAUGGUGGCAGCAGGGACAAAGCUUUUCAUCCAUGGAGGCUUGGCAGGGGACAGAUUCUAUGAUGAUCUCCAUUGUAUUGAUAUAAGUGAGAUGAAGUGGCAGAAGCUAAGUCCCACUGGGGUUGCUCCCACAGGCUGUGCUGCCCACUCGGCUGUGGCUGUGGGGGAACAUGUGUAUGUCUUUGGAGGAAUGGCUCCCAGAGGAGCGCUGGAUACAAUGUACCAAUAUCACAUAGAAAAGCAGCAUUGGACCCUGCUUAAAUUUGAUACUUUUCUACCCCCUGGACGAUUGGACCAUUCCAUGUGCAUCAUUCCAUGGCCAGUGACAUCUACUCCUGAGGAAGAGGAUUCAAAUUCUAUCACUCUAAACUCUGAAGCUGAGAAGAAGGAUCUUGCUAACAAAGGAGUGACCCAAGGUGGUCACUUACAAGAAGAAAGUCUGUCUGACACAUUGCUCUGUUUUGUGUUUGGUGGGAUGAAUACAGAAGGGGAAAUCUAUGAUGAUUGUAUUGUGACUGUAGUUGACUAAUAAAAUCCACGUUACUGUAAAUGUGAAUUGCUUUCAGAA
Choloepus didactylus (southern two-toed sloth) is the source of this 1255-nucleotide messenger RNA. It is a transcript of the gene RABEPK, whose product is annotated as Rab9 effector protein with kelch motifs. NCBI's taxonomy places the organism in Eukaryota, Metazoa, Chordata, Mammalia, Pilosa, Megalonychidae. The transcript has 8 exons. Gene Ontology annotation, molecular function: protein binding. The record is from RefSeq and is a predicted model, not a curated record. The coding region runs from base 98 to 1216 and encodes 372 amino acids.